Nymphalis io (European peacock) is the source of this 1750-nucleotide messenger RNA. It is a transcript of the gene mldr, whose product is annotated as mitochondrial ribonuclease P catalytic subunit. Gene Ontology annotation, biological process: tRNA 5'-leader removal; mitochondrial tRNA 5'-end processing. Lineage: Eukaryota; Metazoa; Arthropoda; Insecta; Lepidoptera; Nymphalidae. Bases 94 to 1677 code for a protein of 527 amino acids. The transcript is spliced from 5 exons. Gene Ontology annotation, cellular component: mitochondrial ribonuclease P complex; mitochondrion. Gene Ontology annotation, molecular function: protein binding; ribonuclease P activity. The record is from RefSeq and is a predicted model, not a curated record.
UUCAAAUAUAAAAACUUUGUUAAAAAAAUGUAUAUAUAUAUCUAUAUAUGAAGAUUAUUAAGUAAUUAAGUUGAGUGAACUUAAAGAAACAAAAUGAGUUUAAUUUUUAAAAAUUUGAACUUAUUUCGUACAGGGUUACAAUUGAAAAAUUCAUAUAUCAAUUUAGUGGUACGUUUUGCAAAUCAACCACUUGUUAAUCACAAUGAUCAAAUAGAAAUUCUGAACACGAUAUCAGGAAACACAAAUUGUAACUGGACUGAAUUAAAAAAUAAUGUGUUGUGCAAACAGGGUGUUUUGAACCAGAAGAAUAUUGAUGCCGUUAUAUUAAAAGUCCUGGUUACUAAUAAAAAAUUUGACAUUGCUAUAUCGUUUGCUAACUAUUUAAAAUCCUCUACAAAAGAAAUAUCGUUGGGCGCAAUGAACGGGCUUUUAAAUCUUUAUUACGAAUAUUCCAAAAAUAAUGACUUGUCCAAUGAAGAAAAACAGUUUAUUUUAGAUGCAUACCACAGUUUGUAUGAUAAGUACAAAGUGCUAGAUAAUUCAACUUGCGAAAAGCUGCUUCAUGCACUUUGUUCUAUAAAUGAGUGGAAAAAAUGUUUGAAAGUCCUGGAUGAUAUUUAUCUAACUGGAACUCCAACUCAUUCAGCUUAUAGUUUUUUAGUAGCUACAUUAUUUAAAAAUAACAAAAGGACCGAAGCCUUAAAACUUACUGAAAAAUGUACACAAAAUAAUAGACCGCUUCAAGAUAUUGCCUUUGAUGAAUGGAUUAACUAUAUAUUUAGGAAAUAUAAGGAUAAGGGUAUUUUAUUAAAGUAUUUAAAUGAAUUAUGUCUUUAUAUAUCAAACAACAUUGCCGUUGUAUCUGUUGCAACAGCACAGAAGCUAAAAGAGUCUUUUGAACAUUUAGAUUGGGAUGGAAAAUUGACAGAAAUAAACCAACACAGUGGUAUGUGUAAAUACUGUAAUGAAACAUUAGACUGCCUGAAAUUAUCUGAAGAAGAAUUUCAUAUGUUACAGAAGAAUGUCAAAGAAAAAUUAAUAGUUGGUUCAGAUCUGUUCCUGAAAACAUCACCUGAUGAAUUAAAAAGAUUUUUAAACUUUGUGGAAAAAACAGCUCCGUAUGAUGUAGUUCUAGAUGCUUUGAAUAUUGCUUAUACUGUGGGUAAAGGUGACAUCAAUGAUAGAAUAAGAGUUCUUGGAACUGUAAUAGACUAUUUUGCACAAAGAAAAAUGAGGAUACUGCUUCUUGGUAGAAAGCACAUGCUGAAAUGGAGAAAAAUGAAUUAUAUGAUACGAAACACUGAAAGUUUCUUUAUUGAGAAUAUUUCACAAGAUGAUCCCUAUUUUAUAACAGCAGCUAUCUUAAGCGGUGCUCAUACAGAUAUAGUUUCGCGGGAUUUGCUCCGAGGUCACAGGUUUUUGAUGAAGCAGGACAAGUUGAAGCAUUUGUUUCAGAGGUGGCAGUGGCAACACCAGUGGAUGGUAUUUGUGCCUUCAUAUAAACCAGUGAUUCAGGCACCUUUAAAUUUUACGCCCAUUGCGCAGAAAAAUAAGAAUGGGUGGCAUUUACCAUAUGUAUCAGAAAACACAAAAACUUUUGGGCAAGUUAAUACUGGAAUUCCUGAUUGUUCAUCUUGGCUUUGUUUAAGGAAAAAUCGUAACCAUAAAUUUAGUUAAUUGUAUGUUUGUAAUAAUAUUUGUUGUAACUUAGAUUUGUAAAUUAAGAUGAUAUUGCUUUCCUAUUAUUUGA